Messenger RNA from Rhopalosiphum padi (bird cherry-oat aphid), 4123 nucleotides. RefSeq names its product ionotropic receptor 93a (gene Ir76b). Gene Ontology annotation, cellular component: membrane. The coding region runs from base 533 to 2251 and encodes 572 amino acids. The transcript has 8 exons. The record is from RefSeq and is a predicted model, not a curated record. Lineage: Eukaryota; Metazoa; Arthropoda; Insecta; Hemiptera; Aphididae. Gene Ontology annotation, molecular function: ligand-gated monoatomic ion channel activity.
AUUCAUAGAUUCCGCUGCCACAAUAUUGGUCAUUUACUAUUGACUAAUAAUGAUUAGAAACAUUGAUCAUUGGAAUCGAUUAUGCUUAAAAACCGCUUAUUAUGUCGUAUAUUCCUGAAUUGAAGACAGUUUUUUAGUUUUAAUAAUAAUUUAUGGCACUCUAUAGUUAACUAUUAGAUUUUGAUUACAGUCUAUAUAAUAGUUUAAGCAUACUCGUAAUAAUAUAAACGCAUACGAUAUUAAAUUAUUCUGUGACACUAGGUAUUACGUAUUCCUAUGCACAUACAGUCACACAGUAAUCGUUAAUAUUUAACACAUGUUUCAUUAUUUUAAAACCUAUAUAAUAUUAUGACCGAUUGUUAUGGUUAAAUAAACACCCUUUCGAUGUAAUCAUUUAUUCAACAGGAGACAGUUUUGACAGCACAACUCGAAAUAAAUCACGGUGUUAGUGUCGAACACAGCGACAGUAGGUACUCAUUCAUCAACUGCCGAAACUCCUAAGAACUUAAUAAUUUUAUAAACUAUAAAUCCUAUGGCGCUAACCAAUACAUUGUUGUUAGCGCUUUGUGCCAAUUGGCCACCGCCGAAUAUUACAGAAACUACUUUACCGCCACCGUGGAAAUGGAUAUCUGAGCAUAAAGCGAAAUACAUUAAUAGUAGAGAAUAUCAGUGUGAUCUGAAAAACAACUUUCAGAUUCAAUACGAAAUUCUGCGGGGUAAACGGUUGAAAAUUGCUACAUUUCCAAAUUCAAAACCUUUGAGUUGGGUUACAAAAGAAAUUAACGGUACACUUAUCGGUCACGGAAUUGCAUUUGAAAUUGUGGAAACGCUUCGUCAACGGUAUGGAUUCACUUACGAUGUAGUGAUACCAACAAGAGAAACCUUGUUAAAUGAAAAUGGCAGUAUCAUAUAUAUGCUAGUGAAUGGGGAAGUAGAUAUGGCAGCUGCUUUUAUACCGGUUUUGCCGGGACUGGAUGACAUUGUCAAGUGGGGUAUAGAGUUGACUCAAUUCCAAUACGUCGUGCUUAUGAAAAGACCUAAAGAAAGUGCUACUGGAUCCGGUUUAUUAGCGCCUUUUGAAAUUGAGGUGUGGUUAUUAAUUUUGAUGUCACUGAUAGCAGUGGGUCCAAUUAUUUAUGGUAUUAUGAUGUUAAGACAUAAACUCUGUGGUCACGAUUCAGGGGUAUAUCCAAUACCCACAUGCAUUUGGUUCGUAUAUGGGGCGUUAAUGAAACAAGGAUCAUCCUUGAACCCAGAUACUGAUUCUGCUAGACUCAUAUUCGCCACAUGGUGGAUAUUCAUAAUGAUAUUGACCUCGUUCUAUACGGCAAAUUUGACUGCGUUUUUAACAUUGUCAAAAUUUACGUUACCCAUAAAAAGAAUAGAAGAUAUCGCGAGUAAUGAGUACCGAUGGAUUUCUUCAGAGGGUAGUGCCGUCGAGUACAUCGUCAAGAUGGACAAUGAUCUGAAGCCACUCAGACAAUCAAUGUUCGAGGGAAAUGGUCAAUUUAUGGUUAUAAAUAUCGACGAAAUUGAUACUAUUUUAAAUUAUAUUUCAUCAGGAACGUUGCUUCUACACGAUAAGAAUUGGCUAAAUUUUUUAAUGCUGCACAUCGAAAGGUCAAUAACAGAUGACAAGGAGCGGUGUCGUUAUGUGUUGACUACAGAUCCAUAUUUGACAAGAUCAAUGUCAUUUGUCUACCCUAAACACAGUAUUUUACCACCACUAUUCAAUCCUAUAAUGCUGUCGUACAUGGAGUCGGGCAUUGUGAGGCAUUUGCAGACCAAAGACCUUCCGGAGGCGGUAAUUUGCCCACUUAACCUGGGCAGCAAGGAGCGGCAACUCCGCAAUUCAGACCUGUACACCACGUACGCGGUGGUGGUGUGCGGGUUUUCCAUGGCCGCGGCCGUAUUCACGCUCGAGCUGUUGUCCAGGCGUACCGGCUGGUUCGCGUCAGCCGACCUUGCCCGUAGAUCGCACGACCCGCACGGCGGCAUGGUCCGGUGCGAGAUCGCGGUCUUCGGCAAACCAUCCAAGACCAUAUACCCGUUCAGCCACCGGGAUAAUGUCAUGAACGCCGCUUCCGCCACACACUUCGUCUUUCACAAAUCGUCAUCGUCAUCAUCGUCAUCAAGCGCAUUUGUCGUCAACGCUCGCGGCAUGGGCACAACAAACGUAUCAGAUUCGUCGUCUCCGUCGCCGUUUUUGUGGUUGAAAGGCAAAUCGUCGCUACGGCGAUUUCAAUACUAAUCCAUUAUACAAGCUACAGUUAAUAUAAAUUAUAUAUAUAUAUAUAUAUAUAUAUAUAUAUACCUAGAGAGAGAUUACUUUAGUGAUAGGGUGUUGAUUGUUGAUAAAUGGAUGAUCUAUAUUCUAUAAAACAAAAAAGACAACGAUAAAAACUUAUCUUCAUUUUUUUCAAAAUUAUUAAAAAUAUAUUAUUUUUAUUAUUUUAAAGAAAAAUUGUGUAAACAUAUAUCUAUAAAAGUAUUUUUUAUAUGUGUAUACCUGCAUGAGCACCUGACGUUUGCGGUAAAUCUAAUCAUAGCAAUAAAAACCUUCAAUAAUCAUAGUACAAAUAUUUUUAAAAAUUUUAAAUUUUUCUUUAAAAUCUAAAAUUUAAGAAAAAUAAUCUGAUGGUAGUAUGGUACAAUGAAAAAUGAAACAAAUAAAAACAUUAUGAAUAAUAUGAAAAAAUUAAUGUUAAUAAUAAAAAUAAAUAUAUACAUAGGCAUAUGGCUUAAAAAUAAUUUAAAUAUGCAACAUUUAACUUUCAUAAUGUUCUGAAUCAAUGAAACAUGAAACAAAGUUGUAAACUUUUAAUCUAGUUAAUGUCAUCAUUGUCAUUGUAUAAAGGAUUAAAGGAAAAAAUUAAAAAUUCAUCAAUAUUCAAUCUCUAUUAAUUUUUAUAACAAUAUGGUUGUAUAGUGCAACUGUGUAGGCGUACUUGAAUUUCUUAAACCUAAAUUUUGGGGUUGGGAUUAAAUCUAGAAAAUAGAAAUCAAUACCAACAAUACCUAAACUGAGUAAAAAGAAAUCCAUUUCUGAAAAAAAAUUCGAGGGGGGGUGUUAAUAAUUACAAUUUACAUGUUAUUUAUAAAAUAUAAACAUUACCUAAUUGUAAAGCUUCUUUCUGUUCUUAUUGUUGAGAAUUAUCUUGUAAUUUGAAUAUUACAAUCAUAAAUGAUAAUUGAUAUUAUUUUAAUUGUUGACUAAAUUUCCACGCCAAUUUUAUUAUGACUUGUUACUAUUAAUAAUUGGAAAUUUUUAGUAGGUAUGUGGGUAUUUUUUAAGCUUCAAUGAAACACACACAGUACUUUAGCCUCAUUUAUCAUAUUUUGGUUUGAUUGUAUUCAACAUGGAAAAUACAUUUUCACAAUAUUGUUUGUUGAUAAGAAUAUUAAUUUUUAGUGAUAGUAUGGAAUGAGUCAUUUUUUCAGUCUACAAAAUAUAAGUUAAGUAAGUUACAAAUUUUUAAAAUUGUUUAAUUGUCUAAUUGGUAACUUUUUAAUUUAAUAUAUGUAUAUCUAAUAAUUUUUUUUCACAUGCAGUUAUUUUUAAUAAUUUAACAAUGAAACAAACAUAUUUUAAGUGUUGUAAAAAAUAAAAUUUGGCCAACGUGUUACUUAGUAUGCUGUUUCCGGGUGUAAAUUAUUAAUAUACGGCUACACAUUUGAUAUGUAGACUAUAGUUAUUAUUUUUAUGAUUAUACAGUCAAUACCUACAAAUUACAAUAUCUGUUAUUUUUUCGAUGUAAUAAAAAAAAAAAUAGUAGGCAAGGAGUUAUCGCUCUACUAUACAUUAGGUGUUUAGUGGUUACUAUUAUGGGUGUGUUAAAUUUGAAUUCUAUAAUAUAUAUCGUUGUAUACGAAAAACGAUUUUAAGCAGCGAUGGUCUGUCAGCAAAACAUUGUCUGUCACAAACUAUAUUUCAUGAUAUCAUUUUUUUUUUGAUUUACUAUUAUAUAUUAUAUAUAUGUAUAGUAAUUUAUUUUACUAUUCGUAUUAUGUUAUGUUGAUAUAAUUUAUUCCGAAAAUAUUGCAUUUAUUAUAUUAUUUUAAAUCAUAUAACUCAAAAUGUAAUAAUACCUUUUUUAAGAUAAAACAGUAAAAAUAUAUUUCG